Molecule: messenger RNA, 2124 nt
Organism: Lodderomyces elongisporus
Lineage: Eukaryota; Fungi; Ascomycota; Pichiomycetes; Serinales; Debaryomycetaceae
Gene: BFA1
Product: Bfa1p
Exons: 1
Coding region: 1-2124 (707 amino acids)
Biological process (GO): regulation of Ras protein signal transduction; mitotic spindle orientation checkpoint signaling
Cellular component (GO): SIN/MEN two-component GAP complex; mitotic spindle pole body
Molecular function (GO): GTPase activator activity
Source: RefSeq, a predicted model, not a curated record
AUGGUUGUGAAGACAAGGACUUCGAAAGCCGAUCUCCUAAAACGAUAUGCAGAUAGUCAGGAAGAUGAGUUAUUCGGCGAUGUUGAGCAUGUCGAUUUUCUGCCGAGAAGUCCAAGCAAAACGACAAGCAAAAUGAGAUUAGCAUCGGCAUCUUUAUCCCCACAUGUAGAUGAGGAUGGAGUCGAUACUCUUCGAGUUGAUCAACUAAGGUUGAAUACACAUAAUCUGCCGCUGUUUCAGCUCACUCCGAAGAAUGAAGAAUCGCCUGGCACUUCAUCGCCUACAAAGUCAAACAAAUCAACAAAGUCUACAAAGUCGAGCGGUAAACGAGUCACGAGAGAUACAUUGAGCGAAUACAGCGAAGAAAACGAUACCGAUAUUACCUCUGAGUUCUCACAGGAUGAUUUUGAAGGAUGGGAUGAUUGUUUCAGUACCAAGAACGAUAGCCAAAGCCAAAAUCAAAGUAUUUACCAACAAAUGAAUCAACGUUUGAUUGCCAGGAAAGUGGCGCAGCAAAAAGAGGCUGAAAGGGAACAACAAGAGUUGAUGAAAUUGAGUGAAAUGAAGAAAAACAAUUACAAUAGUAAUAGAUUUUUGCUUAAAAAUAACAACAGUCCCAACCAAACACUAAAGCUUAAGGAUCCACAACGAUUAACAAAUGAGAAUCUUUCUCUUUUGGAUCAGUUGGAGAAUGAAAGAACAAUAAAUUAUGAGUAUACACGAGAUGAUCUUGAUCAAUUUGAAGAUGGGUUUGACGAUGAUUUUGAGGAAAGCAUACAAAAGAUUGCCAUACCACCACCACCAUCAUCAUCAUCAUUAUCAUCAAGGAGGAUCAGAGUGCCAAUUACUCACCAAUCCCUGUAUAACAACGCUGGUAGUCGUGAUAUGGCUCAUGGAUUGAGAAAAUUGCUGAACAAGCUGUCAAUGCCAUCUUUAGCGAGAAACAAUGUUGCUACUAUCAAGAAGUUCAAGUCUACAAUGGAUCUUCAUGAGAAGAUUGACGAAGAUCUAGAAGAGUUUGAGCAAUUGGAACAGCCCAAGUUCAAUCACAAUAGCAAAGUGAUUAAAAAAUUGGAUCGAAUACCUUCAUUUUAUAACAAGCCUCUGUCAUUGGUCAAUAAUGUUCGUAAUAAAAACCAAAUUCUAGAUCAAUACAAGGAAACAAAGCUGCCAUCCAAACUGUCUCGUCAACACCACCACCAUCACCACCACCACUACCAUCAUCCCGGGCAGCAUGGUCAAAUGUCGAAAAGGAUGGGACAAGUAAGAUAUUUGAACAAUAAUUCAGUGACAAAUGCCGAUAUACCUACCCCGCAGAAGAACCAAACCAUGAGGUUUAACAAACAAAAGAGUGUUUGGGAAGGUAAUGAAGUUGAUUUGCUCCGCUUUGAAAAGAAACCCUCAUUGAUCACAUACAGAGAUAUUGAACCCAGAAAUAAAUACCACGGCACGGGGCUAGCACAAAAAAGACAAGGAAAUAUGCUUUUUGACGAAAUUAAUUUGAGAUGGGUGAAUUUGGACGACGAGGAGGAGUUGAACUUUGAUGAUAUUGAUGAUGGCGACGAUAAUGUCGAGGAUGAUGAUAACGAUAAUGACGACGAGGACGAGGACGACGAGCAGGAGAAGGAGGUGGCGGAGUUGGAUGCAGAGGAAGAAGGUGAUUAUGUUGAAACAAUACACCAAUAUAAUAAUCAACAACCAACAGUACUACUGCUACCACCACACCAUCAUACUCAACAAGAAAAGAAACAGAAACAGAAACAGAAACAGAACCAGAAUCAGAACCAGAAUCAGAACCAGCUGCAGCAGCCACCUCAUCCGCAACAUAUUUCAUUACAUAAUUUGCAACAACCUCCGGUAUCUAGGCGUGGUUUGAGUCAGUUCACGCAACGGACCUCUUCUACUGCGACUGCCGCAUCCCAUGAUCCAGCGGCCGAGUCCUUGUCAUCAUUGCUGAAUGAUGUUGACGAUAGAAGAGAGUUUAAACUUAGCAAGAAACAGAUUGAGAAGUUUAACAAAGAAGAACAAAAGAUUGAUCGAAAGAUCAAUCAUUGGUUCAUUGGCACCAAUGAAAUGAAACGAGAUUAUUACUGGGAAAUUAGAAAGAUGGUGACUGAAGAAUAG